Agrilus planipennis (emerald ash borer) is the source of this 1558-nucleotide messenger RNA. RefSeq names its product sulfotransferase 1C4. Bases 265 to 1287 code for a protein of 340 amino acids. Lineage: Eukaryota; Metazoa; Arthropoda; Insecta; Coleoptera; Buprestidae. Gene Ontology annotation, cellular component: cytoplasm. The record is from RefSeq and is a predicted model, not a curated record. Gene Ontology annotation, biological process: sulfation. Gene Ontology annotation, molecular function: sulfotransferase activity. The transcript has 7 exons.
ACAUAUCUGUGGAAAUUAAUUUGUGUUGAUUUAUUGAGUCAUCUUGGGAAAUCAUACGGCAUACCAAAAUUUCAACGAAAUUGGAAGUGAGCAUACUAACAGAGACAUGACUAAAAAAUGCUAUAUUCGUUUUUAUUAUAGGCAGAUAUUUUUUCCAAAUAUUUUUGAGUGCCCAUUUGGAAUCAUUAUGCAUACAAUAAAGUCACUGUUUUUGUAAAAUGCCUUUGAAGAAAGAAGUAAUUCGUUAAAGAUCAUUGUUGCAAAAUGCUAUUCUCAUUGAAUACGUUUCUGAUAAUUCACAAUUGGAAGCACUAUCUAACUAUUGUUUCCGGUGAAAAAACGGGUUUUGUUCAAGUGGGUCCCCAAAAAUGGCUCUUUCCCAACAGAUAUCAAGAAGAAGCAAAUGAACUGUAUAAUUUUGAGGUAACACCUGAUGAUGUUUGGAUAGUUACAUUUCCAAGAUCAGGAACAACAUGGACUCAAGAGAUGGUUUGGCUUUUAAGUAACAAUUUCGAUUACGAAAAAGCAAAAACUAUUCCAUUAAUAGAACGAUUUCCGUUUCUAGAAUUUAGUAUUUGCGUUCAUCCAGACAUAAAGGAACGAUUUCGCCAAGAGAACAGUAAAUGCCUAAACAAACUUAAAAAAGUGGAAGAACUUGAUAAGCCCGGAUGGAAAAUCUUCGAAAAUUAUUCAGGCAGGCGAUUCAUCAAAACUCAUUUGCCAUUCAGUCUUUUACCUCCUGAUUUAUUAAGAACUGGCUGUAAGGUAAUAUACGUUGCUAGAAACCCCAAAGAUGUAGCUGUUUCUUACUAUCAUUUAAAUCGUUUAUUUAUCACCCAAGGAUUUAACGGGAAUUUUGAAACAUUUUGGAAUUACUUCGAAAAUAAUUUAGUUCACUGGGCCCCGUAUUGGAGUCAUAUCCAGGAGGGUUGGGAUAGAAGAAACGAAGAAAAUUGUUUAUUUAUGUUUUAUGAAGAUAUGUGUAAGAAUCAGCAAGAUACGAUCUUAAAAGUGGCCGAGUUUUUAGGAAUAGAUGUUUCAGAAAAACAACUGAACAAGCUGGAUGACCAUUUGAAAAUAGAAAAUUUUCGAAAAAAUGAUUCGGUCAAUUUUGAAGUGUUGAGAGAAAUUGGAGUUCUUAAUUCAAAGGAGCAGGGUUUUAUUCGAAACGGUAAAAAUAGUAAAAAUUCAACGUACUACACUCCAGAAUUGGAGGAAAGGGUCAAUCUUUGGAUAGAAAAGAAUUUGAUAAAAACUGACCUUCGAUUUCCCAAAAUACUCAAAUAAAUAAGCAGUACAAUAUUAUACAAGAUGCCCCACUACUUCCGGAAAUGAGCACAAACUUUUGCUUAUUUUAAAUGGAACCUGAAUUUCCUUUUAUGAAUCACUUUUAUUUAAUGUAUACUAAAAUGUUCAUUUUGUUAUUUAUAUAUGCAUACUUUUAUCCCAAAAUGAUCGUGGGGCAUCCUAUAUGUUGUAUAUGUGUACAUUGUAUUUCUAAGAUGUGUUAAUUCUGUUAGUUUCUCGCAUAAUAAAUAUUUUACGUAAAUAGAUUAAA